Messenger RNA from Gongylonema pulchrum, 744 nucleotides. Lineage: Eukaryota; Metazoa; Nematoda; Chromadorea; Rhabditida; Gongylonematidae. The record is from the annotation of a GenBank genome assembly.
AUGCUGUACACGGUCGUCGGCGAAGCCUAUGUGCGUUUCAGCGGCUACAUCUUUCGUCAAGCCAAUGGUAUCCCCAUGGGCGGUAAUGCUAGCUCCGACAUUGCCGAUCUCACCCUCUCAGUACUUGAGUUCAAGUUCAGCCGAAUUCCCAGCAACCCUCCCGUCCUACUAUGUCGAUACGUCGACGAUGUACUCAUGCUUAACUGUACGGAUCCUCAUCUCCUUCUAUCACAGAUAUACGGCCAACACCUGGACAUCGAAAUCACUGGUUCCGGUAAUUCCGUUGACUACCUAGACAUGACCCUUUCCAUACACGAAGAAGGCUACAUAAUAUCUACUCUUUAUUGCAAAAGUCACUACUUCACUUUCCCUAUCAAUAGGUUCUGUUCCCUCCACAGCAAUGUACACCCAUCGAUUCACAACGGAACUAUAUAUAGCCAGCUGAUUCGCUAUUUACGUAUUGAGUCCUCUCCUCAGGGAUUCACACGUUCGGCACAGCGUCUCUUCAUUGAUUACACCGCUAAAGAUAUGGCCUCCGGCAAGCGUAACAAGCAAAUUGGGGACGACAAUAUCAAUGGCAAAACCUCCAACAUUGAGGACGAGACACUGCACUUGUCCAGCACGGAAAAUGUUGAAAGCCCUCUGUUCAGUAAUUCUGGUGAUCACCGGCGGAUGUUUGACGCAGCCAACGUUACUAUUCGAAUUCAUUACGCCGAAGAACUGCUCCAACAGUUCCUAUUUUGA